AUUAAAUCGCGACAUAAAAAAAAACCUGGUAUUCAUAAUCAACGUUUUUGGGUUUAGAUCGCGUUAUUUAUAAAUGUGUCGUAACCCUCCACCACCAGACACGGCCAAUCAGUAAAAAUGUGUCACGUUGACAUAGACAAAUAGUUCACUGCUUUAGCCCACCGGUGUGUUGAAGCCACAACAUUGUGUUAAAAAAAACCUGGUGUUCGUGUUAUAGUUGUGGUGGUGGUAAUAAUAAUAAUAAUUAGGGGCAACAGGCAGCAGGCGGCGCGGCGGGCACCUACGCGGGCAGCGCCGCGGGCAGCUAUGAGGGUCCUCGGCGCGGCGAGACGCGCGGACAACAUGGCGGCGCGCAAGAAGGACGGCGGUCCCAACGUGAAGUUCCUCGAGUCGACGGACACCGUGGCGCAGUUCGACAACGUGCGCCAGUGGCUGGGCAAGCACUACAAGAAGUACAUCCAGGCAGAGCCUCCCACCAACAAAUCCCUCGCUGGCCUGGUGAUUCAGCUGCUGCAGUUCCAAGAGGAAGUUAUGGGAAAGCAUGUCAGCAAUCCCCCUCUCACUCGGAUUCCGAUGAAGUGUUUCAUGGAUUUCAAAGCUGGAGGGUCUCUGUGUCAAAUCUUGGCCGCUGUGUACAAAUUUAAAAGUGACCAGGGAUGGAGGCGGUUUGAUUUUCAAAAUCCAUCUCGCAUGGACCGCAAUGUAGAGAUGUUCAUGACCAUCGAAAAACUGCUUGUACAGAAUAAUUGCUUGUCUAGGCCAAAUAUCUACCUCCAUCCUGAUAUUGAUCACAAGCUGGCUAGCAAACUGAAGGAUAUAGUGAAACGACACCAGGGAUCGCUAACGGAUGACAAAUCAAAUGCUUCCCACGUGGUCUUUCCUCUUCCAGCCAACCACGAUGAAGACGAGUGGGUGCGACCUGUAAUGAAAAAGGAUCGCCAAAUGCUCCUGCACUGGGGCUUCUAUCCUGACAGCUAUGACACAUGGCUGAUGGCUAAUGAGGUUGACGCUGAAGUAGAGGACAUGCCCCCACGGAAUGGACCCUGGAAGGUGGGAAAAUGUUCUCUGUGCACUGUCAAAUGGAUCUUGGACACAGACACGUUUAAUGAGUGGAUGAAUGAGGAGGAUUACGAAGUGGAUGACUCUAGGAAUACUGUCAGUACCAGGAAAAAAAUUUCUGCCAAGACUCUUGGUGAUGAGGCCAACAGCCCUGAGUCGGACCGGAGGGAGAGAAGAGGCAGCAGCAUGAAAAAGCGCAAACGCUCGCCAUCUCCACCACCUGUAGACACCAAGAAAAAGAACAUCAAGAAAGGGCCGGCUACUCCAUCAGGUAAGAAGAGGGGUCAGCGGGAGGAAGACCAAGAGGACUCGAGUCGUGAUGGGGACAACUCGUCGCAGGCAGCAAGUGUGGAAGAGAACAAGCCUCCCAAGACUGAAGAACAGACUGAUAAAACAGUGGAGUCUAUAACCAAGGAGGGCGAGACUGUUGUGGGACCCAAGCCUGAUCAGGCAAAGAACCCCGACCAGUUGGAGGACAACGUAACUGACCAGAUGCACCACAUUGUUGUGCCCAGCUACGCUGCCUGGUUCGACUACAACAGCAUUCAUGCUAUCGAACGACGUGCCCUACCCGAGUUCUUCAAUGGGAAAAACAAGUCCAAAACUCCAGAAGUGUACCUGGCAUACCGUAACUUCAUGAUCGACACGUAUCGGCUGAAUCCCCAAGAGUACUUGACCAGCACCGCCUGCCGUCGCAACCUUGCUGGGGACGUCUGUGCUAUCAUGAGAGCCCAUGCAUUCCUCGAGCAAUGGGGCCUCAUAAACUACCAGGUGGACACUGAUAGCCGACCAGCAGCCAUGGGACCACCACCGACUUCUCACUUCCACGUGCUGGUGGACACCCCCUCCGGCCUGGUGCCCCUCCAACCAAAAACCACUCCGGUGGCGUCCGUGCAACCCACCCCAAACAACUCGGACAAAGCGAAGGAGAAGACGGGAGAACUACAAAACUUUGGACUGCGGUCAGACAUGUAUGCCAAAAAGGAUGGCACAUCUGCUAAGUCAAAGAUAGCUGGUUCUGGUGCCAGAGACUGGACUGACCAGGAAACUCUAUUGUUACUUGAAGGCCUGGAGAUGUUCAAGGAUGACUGGAACAAAGUGUCGGAGCACGUGGGCAGCCGCACGCAGGACGAGUGCAUUCUGCACUUCCUGCGGCUGCCCAUCGAGGACCCUUACCUGGAGGAGGGUGUGGGCUCUCUGAGCUCGUUAGGACCACUCGCUUACCAGCCCGUUCCGUUCAGCCAGGUUGGCAACCCCGUCAUGAGCACUGUGGCAUUCCUCGCGUCCGUCGUGGACCCACGCGUCGCCACCGCCGCAGCGAAGGCCGCCCUGGAUGAGUUCCAGAAGAUGAAGGAGGAGGUGCCCUCGGCCCUGGUGGAGACGCACGUGAAGAAAGUGGAGGAGGCAGCAAAGUCGUCCGGCAAGGCCGACCCCUCGUUCGGGUUGGAGAGCAGUGGCAUAGCGGGCACGGCACCCGAGCAGCAGGAGAAGAUUGAGGAGCCCACCGAGGAGCCUAAAGCUGACAGCCAGAUAAGUGAUGAAAAGAAAGAUGAUAAGGAGGAAAAGGCAGCAGAGGGUGCUGAGGAAGGUCCUAAGGAAAAGGCAGCGGAGGGGGAGAAGAAAGCGGAGGAUGGUGUCAUGGAGUGGGAAAACCAGAACAAGGAGGACAAGAGCAAAGAAAGUGAAAAGGAUGCAGAAGAGAAAGAGAAUGAGACUGCCAUUGAGAAGGAGAAGGCUGAGAAUGGAGAAAAGAAGAAAAUGGAGCGCGAUAUCGGAGAAGGAAACCUUGCCACUGCUGCUGCUUCUGCACUCGCAUCGGCUGCUGUUAAAGCCAAGCAUCUAGCAGCUGUGGAAGAGCGGAAGAUAAAGUCACUGGUGGCUCUGCUGGUGGAGACGCAAAUGAAGAAACUUGAAAUCAAGUUGAGGCACUUUGAAGAGCUUGAAAGCAUUAUGGAUCGCGAGAGAGAAGCGCUGGAGUACCAGCGGCAGCAGCUCCUGGCCGACAGGCAGGCCUUCCACAUGGAGCAGCUCAAGUAUGCGGAGAUGAGGGCCCGGCAGCAUCACUUCCAGCAGAUGCAGCAUCAGCACCACCUCCCUCCGCCAGGCCCUGUAGCCGCCGCCCCACCGCAACCCAUCCACCCGCCCCACGUGCAGCAGCCUUCGCUGAGCAACCCUCCCAGCACGUCCAGUGCACAGCCUAGCCCGACCGUGCAGCCUGCCAACGCCAACGCUGCCGGAAUCGUGCCAGCGGCACCGAGUGGGACUGGGGUCCUUGAUGCCCAGCCGCAGCCUUCAGGAGCUCAGCAGCAAAAUCUGCCACAGUCUGCAAUAGCCCAAUCGUCAACACCUGCACAAGCUGCUGCAGUAGAGCAGCAGUCAUCGGCGGGAGCAGCCAGCUCCAGUGGUGCAGGAUCACCGUCCAAUGGAGCUGUGUCCACAGGGAGCCAGAAUCCAGCCAUGGGCCCCUCUGCUCAAGACGGCACCCCUACGGAGAGCAGCCCAGCACCAGUAGAGCAAGGAAAUCCAGCUCCAAGUGAGGAUGUGGCUACUCCACCAGCUGCUGCAGCGGCACCAGCACCGCAGUGACGUCACAAGCUCCCCCCUCCCUCUAGAGUUACUGGCUACUUAUAGCUGUUGUGGGUUGGAUGUUGUAUUUUUUAGCUUGGUCUACACAUUACCCACAAUUCCUUCAAGAUAAUGUAAACUGGGUGCUUUAUAACACACAGGCCAUUAAAGCCCAGAUUUCUACGGUUCCACGUUGGUUGCUUACCUUGAUUCGGUGAUGUAUAUAACCUUUCAUAUUCUGGUACCUCAUAGCCUUAGUGAGUUUGUCAGCCAUUGAUAUAGUGUGAGGUCCUUGCCUGCUUGAUUAUAUAUAAAGUAGUUGCCAUAGACUUUAAAUAUUUUUCCCCGUCUGUAAAGUUAAAACAUACUUGUUGAUUUGAAGUUGUCAGAUAUUUGAUACCAAGCAUUAGUUAUUUACAAAUGUUUAAAUUUCAUUGUUUUUGGUACAUUGAAUAUUUUGUUAAACGUCAGAUGUAAAAACUGAUGUAUUAAACUGCUUGACAUUUCGUUUAGUACAUUCAGUAUGUGGUGAAUCGUGUUCUAUUACAUUUGAGUUUGCUGUAAUGAUGCACUCAUUAAUAAAUGUUUGCUUGACUUUUA
Molecule: messenger RNA, 4224 nt
Organism: Lethenteron reissneri (Far Eastern brook lamprey)
Lineage: Eukaryota; Metazoa; Chordata; Hyperoartia; Petromyzontiformes; Petromyzontidae
Gene: SMARCC2
Product: SWI/SNF related, matrix associated, actin dependent regulator of chromatin subfamily c member 2
Biological process (GO): cell projection morphogenesis
Cellular component (GO): synapse
Molecular function (GO): protein binding
Source: RefSeq, a predicted model, not a curated record